This is a messenger RNA of Maylandia zebra (zebra mbuna), 909 nucleotides long. The record is from RefSeq and is a predicted model, not a curated record. Lineage: Eukaryota; Metazoa; Chordata; Actinopteri; Cichliformes; Cichlidae.
AUGGACCACAGAUUGUAUAAAGCAUUUGCAUUCUAUUUCUAUCCUAAUGUAUAUUUUAUUCUAUUUAUUGUACUGUAUUGUGUGAUUUUGUUCUUCAAUAUUUCUCUUGUGCUGCUCAUUGUCUUGGAUGAAAGCCUCCAUGAACCUAUGUACAUUUUACUGAGCAGCUUCUGCAUUAAUGCACUUUAUGGAACCACAGGUUUCUACCCAAAAUUCCUUUCAGAUUUACUGUCGUCUUCUCACAGAAUCUCCUAUGAAGGGUGCCUUUUACAAGGUUUUAUCAUGUAUUCAUUUGCUUGCUGUGAUUUGUCUAUUUUAACUGUCAUGGCCUUUGACAGGUAUAUGGCUAUAUGUCGACCUCUGCACUACUACUCUUUCAUGACUAAGAGGAGGCUUUCACAGCUGGUGUGUUUCUCCUGGCUGACACCUUUCUGUGUUUUUGCCAUUAAUGUCCUGCUUACAGCAAGACUCAAGUUAUGUGGUAUAAAGAUUCAGAGAGCCUUAUGUCUAAACUGGUUAAUUGUUCAACUUGCUUGUCCUGAAGCUGACACUUUUCCAAAUAACAUCAGUGCAUAUGUGAUACUUGUCAUUUAUCUGUCUCAUUGGCUUUUCAUAAUUUGGACUUACAUAUAUAUUAUUAAAACAUGUGUGAGGUCCAGAGAGGACAGAGUAAAGUUUACGCAGACCUGUGUGCCCCAUCUGACUUCUGUGAUCAUAAAUUUCACUGUACUGGCUUUUGAUUCGAUGUACUUGCGCUUUGGCUCCAGAGAUUUACCCCAAAGCCUCAAAAACUUCAUCGCUCUUGAAUUUCUCAUCAUCCCUCCAGUUAUGAAUCCUCUCAUAUAUGGAUUUAAACUCAGCAAAAUACGAAACAGAAUCUUGAGUUUAAUUUAUUUGAAAGGGAAAUGA